CAGGAAACAAAAAAGGACGAGAAGAAGAGGGCCGCUAAUCCAAGAUGGACGAGUCGCACACAAACGCGAAGCCAGCCCCGGAGAACCUGGACGACCCCCCCAACAGCCGCCUGUUCCUGGUUGCCAGUCGUUUCGUCACCGAAGAGGAGCUCCGGGAACGGUUCUCGGCAUUUGGUGACAUCCAGGACGUUUGGGUCGUCAAGGACAAGCAGACGAAGGAGUCCAAAGGCAUUUGCUAUGUCAAGUUCGCCAAAUCGUCUCAGGCCUGUUUGGCUAUGGAGGAAAUGCAUGGAAAAGUCCUACAGGAUGGAAGCAAACCCAUCAAGGUGUUUAUCGCCCAGUCGCGCUCGUCAUGCAGCCACAGAGACGUGGAGGAUGAGGAGCUGACAAGGAUCUUUGUGAUGAUCCCCAAAACCUUCUCGGAGGAAGACCUGAAGAACACUUUUAAGGAGUACGGCGACAUUGAAUAUUGCGUCAUCAUCAGGAACAAGCUGACGGGGGAGAGUAAAGGUUUGGGCUACGUCAGGUACUACAAACCUUCCCAAGCCGCCCUGGCGAUCGAGAACUGCGACAAAGCUUACAGGGCCAUCCUGGCGGAGCCUCGCAACAAGGCCUCGUCCUCCGAAGACUACAACAGCAUGGCGGCCAGGAGCGAUUACUCGAGCGGCGGCGACUCCUUGAACAUGUACCCCUUCAACAUGGCGGCGCAGGCCGAGCCUGUCAGCUACCCCAUGAUGGACUACCGCACCGGCGCCGGCAGCGGUGGCACCGACUUGACCCGCUGCCUGAUGGUGUCCACCCGCGCCGGGCUGACCCAGGAGCAGAUCUUUGCGCUGUUUGACAUCAUUCCGGGGAUGGAAUACUGCGAGCUGCAGCGGGACGCGUACGGCAUGAGCAAAGGUCACGCCAUGAUUCGCUACACCAACCUGGGAUCGGCACUUUACGCCAAAGACAAACUGAACGGAUUCGAGUACCCGCCAGGAAAUAGACUGGUUGUCAAUUUUAUGGACGACGGAGAAGAUCGCAGCAGCUCAGUCGGUAGGAUGGCCAUGCAGUUUGUGGCCACCCAGAUGAUGUCAUCGGUGUGGAACGGACCGUCCAACAGCCAAGGCAUCAAACCGAGCGCUUCUCAUCUGGGAUACGCCGGCCCUCCCGUGUCCCGGAUCCAGACGGACGUCAGCCUUCCGCCCCUCAAGAAGCUGGCUCCCUCCGACAGCAAGGCCAAGGAGCGCUUGUUUGUGGUCUUCAGCCCCGCCCCCCUUCCCAUGGAUGUGCUGGAGGACGUUUUCUGCCGCUUCGGUUCCCUGAUAGAGGUCCACUUGGUACCAGGCAGGAAGGUUGGCUACAUGAAGUACGCAGACAAGCAGUGCGCGAUGGACGCGUUGGCGACGCUACAUGGCCACAUCGUCAACGGCGUGAAGAUGAAGGUGAUGCUCGCCGACCCUCCCAGGGAAGAGUCGCACAAAAGGCUUCGCACGUACUAGCGUGCCGCCACCUGCCAGGCGACUGUUGUCAUGACAAAACGACUCCAGACCUGACAGACCCAACGACCCACACGGACGGGAGAACUCUUGACACGACCUUUGACACCUGUCUGACCGUACAGUCUCGGUGACCUUGCCGUGACCUUCCGUGUGAGCUUUUAGAGGUUUAGUCCUCUUAUUUUAUUCCGUCUUUUUUUUUUAUAUACAUAUAUAUAUUUCAUAGUCAAGUCUCAUUUCAAACUGCUGUUAGAGCUCAAUCGGUGGGAAGAAUCAUCCACACGGCGGCAAAAUGCCACAUUUCGACGCGCUUACGCGAAACAACGACGACGUUGGCCGUUAGACUCGCGGUAAAGCUUCUACUCGUUCCAAUUUUUACCGCGCACGUGGACGUCUGUUCAUUUUUGACAUUUUACGAGUUGAUUUUUGUAUGUUCAAAUGUGUUCCCACUGUGAGAGCUUUGCAAGUCCAAAUAAAAACGGCAGAUCAACACGUCA
Hippocampus zosterae (dwarf seahorse) is the source of this 1978-nucleotide messenger RNA. Its product is annotated as RNA-binding protein 45-like. Gene Ontology annotation, molecular function: RNA binding. Lineage: Eukaryota; Metazoa; Chordata; Actinopteri; Syngnathiformes; Syngnathidae. The record is from RefSeq and is a predicted model, not a curated record. Bases 45 to 1484 code for a protein of 479 amino acids. The transcript has 10 exons.